Messenger RNA from Mycena citricolor, 11534 nucleotides. The record is from the annotation of a GenBank genome assembly. Lineage: Eukaryota; Fungi; Basidiomycota; Agaricomycetes; Agaricales; Mycenaceae.
CCGGAGAAGAGUUGCUGUCCGACAUUGCUCAUACCCUCGGAAGUGGGAAUUGAUUGGGCGUGGAAGAGUCGUGUGAUGGGUGGCUGUGCGCACACACACCUUUUCUGCUUGCGCCUUCAUUACUUGCCUGUAUCGAGUGCAAUGGAAGACACCUCUGGACCAUCGGUAUCGGCAGCCAUCCCCGGCACCUUGAGAGGCGCAAAGCAGCUCCGCGCUUGUCUCCUCUGCUCGCUCAUCCAGUCGCCUCUCGAUUUCCGCAGAAACGGGUGUCCCAACUGCGAAGACGUGAUGCAGAUGAAAAACUCUACGGAGCGCGUGCGCGCGUGCACGACGACAUACUACGAUGGGUGCAUCGCCGUGAUCCAACCCGAGGUCAGCUGGGUGGCCAAAUGGCAGAGGACGUCUAAAUACGUGCGGGGGAUUUACGCCAUCCGCGUACGCGGCCGCGUGCCCGAGGACGUCGAACAAGAACUGGAGUCGCGCGGCAUCAAGUACCGACCGAGAGAUCAGAACGACCAGGACUGAUCCCUGGGCGGAGUGGGAGGCGCCGGCGCCAGCACACCAAGGGCCAAUGUAUCAAUCAAUACGUGUAUACUUAUAUCAUUCUAGGCGUCGGUCACUAUGGCGCGCUUCGCGCAGCUAGCUACUUUGGGCACCGGGCCACAGGGCGGAGCUAAGAGCUUACUUGAAGGGCCGGCUAGCUGUAUUUCGCGUAGCCAGCGUGCAUACAGUUUCCGGCUCCCUGCCAUGAGUCUGUAUACAUAAAGUAGGAACCUUUAGGACGAUAGGCGUAAAUGAACAAGCUUUUCUUGCAACACUUGGGGAAGAAAAGCCUGCGUGGCCCGGUCGCAUAACGACGUCGGAUGAAUGUACUGCGAAGGCAGUUUAGAGGAAUAUGAGUGGACGAGCCUAACACGACGUAAGACGACGUGGCCUGUGUAAGAAUGGCGUCACAGUCCCGGGCAUGGCUGGGACGUGGACUGGGAUCCUGGCCCGAAAGUCCGGUUGCGUGCGAGAAACAAUAUGAUCAUUGCCAUUUGUAGAGACAGAGAGAACGACAGGACAGGAUAGGACACAGGGGGGUAGCGAGGAGGAUGCCGACAUUCAAGGAGGUGGUCUGGAGAAGAAGGGUGGAAGGAAACACGUGAUCGGCCACUCCGCUCUUGGUGAACGACCACUCUUUGUUCAUCUGCUCUUGCUGCAUACGUCCUCCUCGUUCCCUGCGUAAAAUUCCCCGGAUCUACGACCGAUAGUUGUUUGCAGUCCGUGUCAGCUGCGGGGAGAUUCGACGACGUACAGGAUUUUGUAUAUCCCAAGCUGUGCGCGGGCCCCUACUCCUGCAUCCCCCUCCCAGGACUUGGUUUUUGAGACAACAUCACCGUUCAUAAUCGGUUGUGACACUUGAGGGAUAGUAUGCAAUGUACUACCCACAACAAUCCCCCGGAAUGGCCCAGAAGCUACCAGCACUACAUGACCAGAACAACCCUUGGAAUCGACAACACCUCGGUGUUGGCGUCCCCCCACAGGCGCAGCCCCCUACGUCUCCCGGCUACAUCUUUACGAACGGCGCGCUGAUGCAACACCCGCAUAUGCAGCCCAUGCCGCACCAUCACCACCAGAACUCCCUCAGCCAUUACCCGUCCCCACCCACGCACCACCAACAAUCGCCGGCCGCCCAGCCUAUGAACACCCACUGGCAGCACCAGCUGAUCAAAUACGAGACGAUCCGGACGUCGAGAUCACCGCAUCAUCGGGCUCGUGCGAGUGCCAUGGCGUCGAGGGGUGUUGGCAAGGCGGCGGUGACGAUUACGAACCCCAACAAGCCGGUCGAGGAAGAGGCGCCCCCGUCUCCGUCCUUGGCAUCAGCGCUGGCUGUCGGACACCCACCCUCCACCGUUCCCCCGACGACGGACCCCGCGAUGCGGCCCCAAGCCGCCCCGCGGCCGCCUGAGAACACAUGGUCACAGCUGGACAUGGGCGGUGUGAACAUCAAGUCGAUACCGAGGAAUUCCGCGCUCUUCACGUUUACGUUCCUCACAUGCCUCUACCUCAACCACAAUGCGCUCACGAGCGUGCCCCCGGAAGUCGCGCAGUUGCAGCACCUCGACCUGCUCGAUCUGUCGGGCAACAACCUGUCGAGUGUGCCGCCGGAGAUUGGGAUGAUCACGAGCCUGAAAGAGCUGUAUCUGUUUGACAACCACCUCACGACGAUCCCGUAUGAGUAUGGGACGCUUCACCGGUUAAAGACACUCGGUGUGGAGGGAAAUCCACUCGAUGGGACGAUGAAGUCGAUCAUCCAGAAGGACGGAACUCAGGCGCUCAUUAACUGGCUCCGCGACAGUGGCCCCGGUUUCCCUGCGCCAGCUCCGCGGCCUACGAUUCAGUUGUCAGCCGAAGAACCCGGGGCAGAGACGCUGAGGGUGUAUUCGCACAAUAUCUUGUGUGAGCGCGCGGCGACGACCAAGGUGUUCGGGUACACACCGACAUGGGCGCUGGCCUGGGAAUACCGCAAGACGCACAUAUUGGAGUCGAUCACUGCCAACGAACCGGAUAUCGUCUGCUUGCAAGAGGUGGAUAUGCGCCAGUUCGAGGAGUAUUUCACUCAGCGGCUGGGCGACUUGGGUUACGAGGGAGUGCAUGGUGUCAAGUCGCGUUAUAAGACGAUGACUGAUUCCGAUCGCCGCAACGUUGAUGGGUCCGCCACGUUUUUCAAAAAGAACCGCUUUCAACUGGUGGAGCAGCAUCUCAUUGAAUUCAACUCCAUUGCGAUGCAACGUCAAGACUUCAAGAAGACGGACGAUAUGUUCAAUCGAGUGCUCACAAGAGACCACAUAGCGAUCGUCUGUCUGCUGGAGGACCUUUCAACGGGCAGCCGCAUCAUCGUGUCCAACACCCAUUUGACCUGGGACGCGGCCUUUUGCGAUGUAAAACUCGUCCAGACCGCGCUGAUGAUGGAGGAACUGGAGAAGAUCGCGCAUGCGUUUGCCAAAUAUCCACCGCGACCGCCGGACACCCCCGGUGUCAAUGGCCAAAUGGAGCGACCGCCAGCCCCGGUGUACUCUGAUGGGACGAAGAUUCCGCUUUUAGUCUGUGGCGACUACAACAGUAUGCCUUCCUCUGGCGUCUAUGACUUCCUGGCGAAUGGCACUCUGGCCCCGGAUCACCCUGAUUUCCUUUCGCAUACGUAUGGUACGUACACUUCGGAGGGGCUUCGGCACAAGCUCGGUCUCAAGAGCGCAUACACGCGAGCGGGCGCGGGUGGCUUGCCGGAGGAGAUCAUGGACAUGACCAACUUUACACCUGGAUUCAAAGGGGUCAUUGACUACAUCUGGUACUCGCCAGCGACCAUCGCCCUGAAUUCUGUGCGUGGCGAGAUUGACAGGUCGUACACGGAUAAGGUUGUGGGCUUCCCAGACCCAAACUUCCCGUCAGACCAUAUCUUCCUCGAAGCCAAUCUCAGCAUCAAGCCUCCAAGGGAGAACGGCUCAUCGCGCCCACCACCUGCUUUUUCAUAGUAAUCUUAUCCUGUGCUUUUCUUUAUUUCCUUCCAGUUAUGGGAUUCAUGUUCCGUACUUGCCGCCACACCCUACUUACUCUCCCUGUUCGCUGUAUCAUUCUACUUUGAUUGACAUAUUUUCUCCCUUGCCUCUCUUUUUGCAUGCUUUCGUCGUCGUUUAUUGUCAUCGCUAGUCUUACUUGUAGCAUUGUACAGAACCACAACGUUUGUAGUACAUGGCCCCCGAAAUACUAUUUCCAUCCUCUCCAAUCGCCCGACUUGCAGUCUGAAAUCUUGAUCAUCAGUGAUUGACACUUGCUUUCUCGCUGCCACUCGCAUCUAGUCCUAUGGCGGCAACAUCUGUACCUCUGCGAUACACGGUGACAAGCAGCCCACACAGCGGACCCUACCGCCCAGAAUACAUCACCGUCGACAAUCCACCUGACCAAUCGAGCCGGUGGAGCGGUGGUCCCAUCCCAGAAACUGGCUCACCCCCGUGGUUGCUCAUCCGCCUAGAUUCGCUCGCCGUAGUCCAGACUAUCACCUUUGGCAAAUAUUCCAAUGUUCAUCCAUGUAACAUGAAAGACUUCAAGGUGUUCGCUGGGCCCGCCGAGGAUGCAUUAUCUGAAGUGCUGCACGCGCAACUCAAGAACGACACGCAGGCCGAAACGCUCUCAGUCAAGCAUACCAACGCGCAGGGGAUCACCAUCCCCUUCCGCUUCGUGAAGAUUAUGCCUCUCAGCUCGCACGGAAGCAGCUUCCACAUAUCGGUAUGGCACGUCGCGCUGCACGGAAUCAAAGACGAAGUGUAUGUCGAGGAGAAGAGACUCAAGUUUGAGCAGCACAGGGAGACGAUGGCAAUGCGCCAUGUCCUCAAGUAUCUCCGCCAGCACCGUUUCUUCACCCAAUACGACGCCAUCCUGGCCCGCUGCGGGCUGCAAGCCGAAGACCCGCUCGUCACCGAGCUGCACAAGAGCAUCGUGCUGCAGGGAAACUGGGCCGCCGCCGAGGAAGUCAUCGAGCGUUUAUCCCAUACUGAGCUGUUCGACAAGUACCGCAACGCGCGGCCGUGCCGGCCAGUCUGGCGGCGUUUACUGGGCCAGAACGCGGACGGGGACGUGCCAUCGCCACGGGGCGGCCACGCGAUGUGCAUCGACUCGAACGGUGGCGUAGUCUAUCUACUCGGGGGCUGGAACGGGGUCAAAAGUUUGGACGACUUCUGGGCAUACAACAUAAAGGAAGACAAAUGGCGCGUGCUGAGCUACCAAACUUCGGCGGAACGGGACGCACCGUCGGCAAGGUCGUGCCACAAAAUGGUCUUCGACAGCAAAACUGGGCAUAUCUAUGUGCUUGGAAGACUGGACGAUGCGGAUGCGGGAAAGCUGGAGUUCAACAACUAUGAGUCAAACUUGAUGUCGGCCGACAUGGCCUUCUCCAAAGUCGGGUGUGAAUUCUAUCGGUAUCACACUCGUGGAAGCAUGGCUGGCCGCUGGGAGUCUUUGUCGAGGGAACCUCAGAGCGCUCAAAGUCCUCCGCUCGUGUACGAUCACCAAAUGGUGAUAGACUGUGAAUCGCAGAUAAUCUACGCAUACGGCGGCCGCGUGCUUGAUGGUGAAUGGACGAAUCCCAAGUUCGCUGGCCUGUACAGCUACAACAUCCGCCAGUCGAAGUGGUCUCAUCUACAAGCGAGUCCCAAGCCUUCUGCGCCGUUCAGUGGAGGAAUCAUCCCUUCCAGGAUUGGACAUUCGAUGGUCUUGGACGAUCGCACACGAAAGCUCUAUAUCUUCGGCGGCCGGACAACCGAAAGCGCACGAUACGACAUGUACUCUUACGAUAUUGCCACCCAGACCACCAGACAGCUGUCCGCCGAUGUCCAGCGGGAGCACAAGUUCAAUGCAACGUUUGCUUCGCGUGCGGUAAUCGACCCGCAACUGCAGGAGAUCUAUGUCUUCUCGGGGUGGGCCCCCGACGAGCCAGUGCGGAUGCCGGCAUUGGGCACCAGGAUCUACCGAUACCGCUCUGGAAUCUGGGAUGUAAUGCUCCCGGCAUCCGGCCAGGAGGAACCGGUGGCUCGCUUUGCGAAUCAGCUCGUCUACUGCACUCGAUCACGAACGUUCUUCAUGCAUGGCGGAAAUGCUGGGGUUCCUGAUACCGAUGAAAUGGACGAUGGGAAGAGUCGCAGGCUGGAUGACUUUUGGCAGAUGACAUUGCUGCGAGCGCCGCGAGAGGAGAUUGUUCGUCUUGCGACACUGAAGAUCCGCCAGCAACAAUUCCGGGAAAUGUGCCAAGACUCGUCACAGAUCAAGGCUCUCAAUUUUCUACGCAGCUCGAUUCUGCCUCUCGUGAAUCAGGACGACCCUGCCGAAGCAGAGUUAUAUCGGGGGCUGAUGGCCUUCAUGUUCACACCCUCUUCGCCAGCGAGAUCCUCUCACCCGAAUCCGACCUCCGGUGCCGAACACGAGGACUCGCCACCAAAGAAGCGAUCCAGACCGAACACCCCGGAGGAUACGGAGAUGACCAGUGUCGAUUCACCCAUCGCGAGGAUUCCAUUCGAAGCGCAAGCCAUCAAACAAACAGAAGACCCGGGCGAGACCAAAGGCGUCUCGACCGUGUCGAAGUCGAGAUUCGAGCAGCGCAACGGCUUGUUCGAGGCGUUGCUAGAGUUCAUCGGCGACGACGCCAAGCAACCUUCGGCCAGUCUGGUCUCCGUGCUGGAUAAAGACUUGGCCGUGUAUUCUUAAUCAUCGGGUACUUUGCGCGGAUGUUGUACUUUUUUAUUCGUCGAGAUUGAUAGCGCGACCGAACUUGGCAUACAGCGUCACCUUCAGACCCUUCAUCUCCUUUUCACAACUCUCUACUGAGUUGGUCAGUGUCGAGACCUGCGAGUCGAUAUCGGCUUGAUCUUUCCCGACGCGUUUGAGAGCGCGUCCGUGCGGCAUGUGCAAGAACGUCUCGCCGACUUUGUAACUGAGACGUAGUUGGCAGAUGAGGUGGUUAGAUGAUCUAGCAAACUCACAGGACGGGCUCGUCCUCGUCAGCCAGCUCGAGCUCUAUUGUCAGAUCAUCGAGUGCUUCUUUUUCUUGCUGUUCCGCGCGUCACGAUCCCACAUCUAUGCGCACGCAAACGGACGCGGCGCACCUUGAGAUCCAGCAGCUUCGCCUGCAUAUUCCUCAGGCGCGUGUUGAGCUUGGAAAACGAGUUGAUGCGUUGCUGGUCCUCUGUCGGAAAGUCCGCCGUGAGCCGCGAUGCGAAGGAUGAUGAUGAGGCGCGCAAAAGCGAGUCAGCGCGCACCCCAAGUGACCUCGGCCGCAUCGUCCUCGUCGUCCUGCUCCAGCUGCACGGGGGGUGGGUGGAUUCAGUGCACGGAUCUGCGCCAGGCACGCGAAGGCGGUACCAUGCGUAGACUGUUCAUGAUAUCGGAGGAUGUAAGUGUGGAAGGGAUGGAUACACGGGCUCCCCCAUCACGCCAUCAGCGAUGUCCGGCACACGCUCCGAAUCAGGCCGGUUGCGGAUUUCGCAGGUUGUGGAAACACGGAUAGGCGGAACUUGGGACGCUACUUAUAUUUUUCGUUCUCUGACGCUCGCUGGCCGGUCGAACACGUACACGAUGAUGGAGCUCAGUAGCAGAAUUCAAGCGAGCAAAGCCUACGACGUCGCCAGGACCGCCUUGUUCGUCUACGUCGCUUUGCGGUAUUUGCUUAAAACACAGCGGCAUAUCCGAGCGCGGGGGCUCGUUGGCAGCGCGAAGGAGCUGUAUACUGCGAUUGCACGGUAUGCUAUCUUGCUAGCACUGCGGCUGCCCGCUGCGCAGAGGAAGGUCAAGACGGAGAUGGACAAGGCGAAGUUGGACAUCGAGAUGCAGCUGGUGCCACAAGGGCCGGACGUCGUUCGGCACCUUGCGCUUCCCAAGGAGGGAAAGACGCUGGAAUGGAUCCUUGCGGAGAUGGAUAAGAUGGACAACGAGAAAGCGCACACCAGCUGGAGAGUCGGCAAACUUUCUGGAGCCGUUUACCACGGCGGUGACGACUUGGAGAAAGUUAUCGUGGCUGCAUAUGCGAGAUACUGCGUUUCGAACCCACUUCAUCCCGAUGUGUUCCCGGCAGUGAGGAAGAUGGAAGCCGAGAUUGUUGCGAUGACGCUGAAGCUAUUCAACAACCCGGAAGGCGCCGGCACGAUGACAUCCGGGGGAACCGAGUCCAUUAUCAUGUCGGUGAAGACGCAUCGGGAUUGGGCGCGCGCGGUGAAGGGAAUUACGGAGCCCGAAAUUGUGCUCCCCACAUCUGUGCAUGCUGCGUUCAACAAGGGAUCCGAAUACCUGGGCGUGAAAGUGCACAUGAUUCCCGUCGACCCCAUCACGCGCAGGGUCGACCUGAAAGCCGUCAAACGCGCCAUCAACUCGAACACCAUCAUGGUGGCUGGUUCGAGCAUCAACUUCCCCGACGGGAACCAAGACGACAUCGAGGGCCUGAGCAAGCUUGCGCUGAAGUACAACAUCGGUUUGCACGUGGACUGCUGCCUGGGCAGCUUCAUCGUUCCGUAUUUGGAGAAGGCUGGCUUGGCUGAGGGCACGGACGGGAAAUACAAGCUCCUGCCUUUCGAUUUCAGAGUGCCGGGCGUGACUGCCAUCAGCUGCGACACGCACAAGUACGGAUUCGCGCCCAAGGGCACCUCGGUGAUCAUGUACAGGAACUCCGAGCUGCGAAAACAUCAGUACUACGUCAACCCUGAUUGGUCUGGUGGUGUCUAUGCCAGCCCGAGCAUCUCAGGCUCCCGACCUGGAGCGCUGAUUGCGGGAACCUGGGCUGCGAUGCAGUACAUGGGAUCAGAUGGCUAUCUCGAGUCCUGUCGCUCGAUUGUUACCUGCGCGCGGGCCAUCGCUGACUCCAUCACGACUUCCAUUCCCGAGCUGUACAUUCUGGGGUCCCCGCCUGCUUCGGUGGUCGCGUUUGGGUCCAAGCACCCCAAGGUGAAUGUGCUCGAAGUAGGUGACAAGAUGUCGAAACGGGGCUGGCACCUCAAUGGGCUGACCGGCCCGGCUGCUGUCCACAUCGCAUGCACGCGGCUGACAGUUGAUAACCUGGAAGUGUUCAUUGCGGACUUGAAAGAUUCGGUAAGCGAGGCCAAACUAGAACCUGACGGCAAGGGCUCGAUGGUCGCAGUCUAUGGUCUGGGAAACUCAAGCGCGGUUGGGCCCGAGAUGGUCGGUCAAUUAGCGACCGCGUUUUUGGACACCUUGUAUAAAGCGUGAUUUACAUACUGGAUGAAGGAUAUACCGCGGAUUUUCGGGGUGGUACCUCGCUAGAUAGCACCACUAAUCUAGGCUGAUUCAUAAUGACACCUGCGUGGAUGAAAUGCACGAGGCGACGACGGGAAUGGAGACCAGACGAGAUCGCUCUGGCUACCGGUGCAGAGCAUCUGUGAUUAUCCGCGCGUCGUGGAUGAUGAAACCGAUCAGACACUUUUUAUAUCGCCGUGGUCGGAAGACGUCGGAAGCAAUGUCAACCGGAAGAUAACAUCGCGCGCACAAAAAUCACCCUCAUUCUCGAGUCACCCGCGUCAUCCUUCAGCUCCAGCACCCAUCAUCUCUUCGUCUGUAGAAGUCGUAGUCCUUCCAAGGCUGUCCUCCCAAGGGCCUCCCCAUUUGCGUCUUGCCCGAUCAGGACCGCUGAGUCGACCGACACCCCUAUAACAAGUACGGCUCGAGUGGUCGCUCAGGCCACACCACCCUCGAUUAUGACAUUUUCAUUGACCCGACCGUCGUCGCCUGUGAACAAUGGCUCCCCACAUACGGAGGAGGACCUGGCGCCUCUCCCUCGCAUGGACCCCGGGCCGAUGUCGCUGCCCGAGAGCAAGGAGCGCCCGGGCCUCGAAAUCCACCUCGACCACGAAUUCCUCGUCCUCAAAGGCACCGGCAACGAUGUCGAGUCCGCGCGCCUCACAGGACAUGUCGCCCUGUACCUGGCGGAGAGCACGCCGAUCAAAGAAAUCACGCUGCACUUCCGAGGCAAGGCACGGCUCCCAGCCUCGCCACACGAGUCAAUCACGCUGAACAACUCGGCCUCGACGUACAUCGUAUGCAACCACGACUGGUCGUUCCUGGAGGGCGAGAAGAAGCACAGCCAUACGCUCAAGGCGGGGCGCCACUUCUUCCCGUUCCAGCUGCAGGUGGGCGGGUCGCUGCCGUCGAGCGUGUACACGACUGCGUUCGGGGGCGCGUCGGUCACGUACAAGCUGCGCGCGCAUGCGGUGCGCUCGGGGCUCAACUCGAAUCUGCAGGCGGUCGCGCCCGUGUACAUCCUGCGCUCGUUCUCCGCCGAGGCGCUCGAGUACCAGCAGACGCUGGAGAUCGAGAACACCUGGCCGGAGAAGCUCAUGUACUCGAUCAUGAUCCCGCACAAGGCGUGGGCCGCGUCGGACACCAUCACUGCGCUCGUCAAGUUCAGUCCGCUCGUCAAGGGCGUCGGCGUCGUGACGGUCAACACGACGAUCAACGAGACGACGAAGCUGCACGCGGGCCGGGUGUCGCAGGAGUACACGCGCGUAGUGGCGUCGAGCAGGCACGAGAUUGUGGGGGGCAAGGCCGUGGAGGCGUCUGACCGACCGCGGCCCGCGACGCCGGGAACUGCGAUGGUGGUCAACACCCCUGGGCCAGCAUCGGGUGGCGGGUAUUUCUCGCUUCCCGUCAAUGCUGAAGCCGGGCCAUCUCGCCUAGCCGGCGAUAACAACAACGUGGGCCGCUCCGAUACCAACAGCGACCUUGAAUUGCAGGGCUCGGACGAUGUCGUCACGUAUCUCUCGAUUGUCGUUCCCACCAACAUCACACCCACGCACACGCUAGACCCCAUCACUGUCUCGCAUCGCCUGCGGUGGAGCAUUCUUAUCGUCAAUCCGGAUGGACACACAUCCGAGCUCCGGUGUUCUCUGCCAAUCCAUCUGCUGGACCAACGGCUCCUGAACGAAGCCCGCGCGCACACCGCCGCGACCCGCCGGCUGCUCAUCGGGGGUUCCGAGGUCCCGCCUGCCGCAGUCGAGGAGGAGGUCGAGCUGCCGAGCUACACAUCGCACGUGCGCGACCGGGUGGCGAACAUGUACCUGCCGGAAGCUGCGACGAUGCGCGUGACGAAUCCGCUGAGCUCGUCGUCGUCGGGGAUGCACACCCCAGCCAUCCUGAGCCGCUCUGGGCACGCGUCCCCGCUCGACGCGAACUACCUCUCGCAUCUCCCCCAUGCGCCUGGCUCGGGCGACAGCACACCCCUGGACUGGCUCAACUCGGAAUUGCUGCUGACGAUGGAGUCCAACGGCCGGCCGUCGGACACGCCUGCGUCGGGGACGACCUCCGACUCUGAUCCGCCAAGCCGCAAUAACAGCCACCCGCCGAGCCGCAACAACAGCCAUCCACCGAGUUCGCGACCGAGCCGGCGGGGGAGCCGGGCAUCGAGCCCGGAGCGCGAGCGCGAGACGUCGUCGCCCGGGGACGGGACGAUCAUCCACAGCAGCCACGCGAGCCGGAACCUGCAGGGCCUGUUCGCGGCGUCGAUGAAGCCGUUCACGGCGCUCGCGCAUCCGCACUGGCCGCGCUCGUCGUCCCACACGUCGCUGUCGAGCCUCGCGGCGGUGUCGUCCGCGGCGUCGCUCCACGCGCAGGCCGCGGGCAGCAGCGGCAGCGGCAGUAGUAGCAUCGAGCAGCGCAGGGCGCGCACGCUGACGAUGACGGAGACGAACCCGACGAUGCUCCAGCGCGCGUACACCGAGGUGCCCGGCUACAGCUUUGCGUCGCGCGGGUUCAUCGGCGGCGUGCCCCCGCUGUCGAGCAUGCAGGGGCUGCCGUCGUACGAGGAGACGGAACGGACGCACAGUUUGCCCAGCACGCCGGCUCUCCGCUGACCGAUAUUUAAUGAUAUAGAACCUAGACAGCAUCCAUAGACUUUCUCCCAGGGCUUCCUUGUAUGUAACAUAUUAUGUACCCACUGCAUCGAAUGAAUCACCCACUCUUCAUAGUGUAAUCAUCGGCCUGGCCAAGAAAUGAGGCCCGAGUUA